Purpureocillium lilacinum is the source of this 849-nucleotide messenger RNA. Its product is annotated as mitochondrial 37S ribosomal protein mS42. Lineage: Eukaryota; Fungi; Ascomycota; Sordariomycetes; Hypocreales; Ophiocordycipitaceae. Gene Ontology annotation, molecular function: metal ion binding; superoxide dismutase activity. Gene Ontology annotation, biological process: superoxide metabolic process. The record is from RefSeq and is a predicted model, not a curated record.
AUGUUCCGCACACGGCUGAGGAUACCGCGCCAGGGCCUGUCCCUCGGCCUGCGGACGACGGUCAAUGCCCGGAGGAGCCUGCAUCAGGUCCCCUCGCUGCCGCACGACUACUCCCAAGGCAUCCCGAACCUCAUGAGCCCCGGCGGCUUUGCGGUCGCGUGGACGGAUUACAUGUCCUUGAUGGUGGAGAAGCUCAAUGCCUUGACGACAGGCACUGAGCUCGAGGACAAAGACACCAAGACGAUCGCGCUUCUCACCGCCCGCGAGCCGAACCAGGCGCCCAUCUUCAACUACGCCUCAAUGGCGCACAACAACCACUUCUUCUUCCAGGGCAUCUCGCCGACAGGCACCCCGAUGCCCGACGUCCUGCGCCAGGAGCUCGAGGCCUCCUUCUCCUCCGUCGAGACGCUACGCCGCGAGUUCGUCCUCACCGCCUCCGCCAUGUUCGGCCCGGGCUUCCUGUGGCUCGUCAAGGCCGGCCCCGGCGACUACCGCCUCCUGCCCACCUACCUCGCGGGCUCGCCUUACCCCGGCGCGCACUGGCGCGCCCAGCCCACCGACAUGAACACGGUCGGCAACGACGGCACCGCCCGCGGCUACUUCAAGAACCAGGCCUUUGGCGCCCGGCGGCGGACCGGCGACCUGCCCCCCGGCGGCAUCGAGCUCGAGCCCCUCCUGUGCCUCAACACGUGGGAACACGCCUGGCUGCUCGACUGGGGUGUGGGCGCCGGCGGCAGCGGCGGCAAGAUGGCCUUUGCGGAGGCUUGGUGGGAGCUCAUCGACUGGGAGAAGGUGGCGCAGAAGUCGGGCGUCCUGAGGCCAGACUUCAAGUCCGCCUCAACGCAGUGA